This is a messenger RNA of Amyelois transitella, 1397 nucleotides long. It is a transcript of the gene p47, whose product is annotated as NSFL1 cofactor p47. Gene Ontology annotation, cellular component: nucleus; cytosol. Lineage: Eukaryota; Metazoa; Arthropoda; Insecta; Lepidoptera; Pyralidae. The transcript has 9 exons. The record is from RefSeq and is a predicted model, not a curated record. Gene Ontology annotation, biological process: nuclear membrane reassembly; membrane fusion; Golgi organization. The coding region runs from base 142 to 1308 and encodes 388 amino acids. Gene Ontology annotation, molecular function: ubiquitin binding.
CUGCAAUGUCAAAAUCAAAAUUCCACUAGAAAGGGAAGAAAAGCGAAACAUUCGAACGAGGAGCAAAGUAAGCAAGUCAUCGGCAAUUUGAAGGCUUUUAAUUUUGUGUGUUUUACGUUGUGUUUUCCAAAUAUUCCAAAUAUGUCUAAUAAUGAAGAUACGCUAAAGCAAUUUUGUGAUGUUACCGGCGCAGACGAAACACGGAGUAGGUUCUUUUUAGAAUCUUCAAAUUGGCAACUUGAAGUUGCACUAUCCUCUUUCUAUGAACACGGAGGCAACAUUGAAGAAGCACCAGUUGCAAACACUGCCACUCCAGCCAGCUUACCGACGUUAGUGGAUAGUGACAUGGAGUCCCCACCAGGGUCACCUGAGAGACCACAUAAGAAAGACAAGAAAAAGUCCAGUUCUAAGUUUGCUACAUUAGAUUCUUUGCAACAGGAGAGCUCGAGUGAUGAAGAGGAAGGCCAGGCAUUUUAUGCUGGAGGCUCGGAACGCUCCGGACAACAGAUCAUAGGCCCCGGGAAGGCCAGGAAAGAUAUUGUGACGGAGAUGUUCAAAAGUGUAAGAGAACGCGGCGCUGUUGUGUUUGAAGACGAACCAACGUCUACCAGUAGAGGCCGCGGUGAACUGUUUUCUGGAGUCGGAUAUAGACUGGGUCAGACGGCGGACGAUCACGAACCAGUGACUCCUGCUAACGCAGCGCAAGAUCAGCCUACGUCGCGUUCCGUCCGCCUCCGCCUAUACCGCGAGGGGUUCACUGUGGACGACGGCCCGCUGCGGCUAUACACCGACCCUGAUAAUAGCGAGUUCCUGUUUUGUAUCAGGAGGGGCGAAAUCCCGGCGGAGCUGGCGCGCGGCGCGGGCGGCGGCUCGGUGCGCGUGAGCCUGGAGGACCGCCGCCUCGAGCCCAGCCCGCGGGCCGCCGCGCGCGCCGCCUUCUCCGGCGCCGGCCACAUGCUGGGCAGUCCUACGCCGGCCACAGUGGGCGCGACGGCCCCCGUGGCGGCGGCCGCCAGCGACCGCUCCGCCAACCAGCGCGCCGCCCAAGACGCCGUGCGAUUGGACGAUAACGCUCCUCAAACCACCAUACAGUUUCGCCUGGCGGACGGCAGCCGCCUCACCGGCCGGUUCAACCACACGCACACCGUGGCCGACCUCCGGCAAUACGUGGCCACCGCCGAGCCCAGUUACCAACUGCAGAACUUCUCCCUCCUCACUAGCUUCCCCAGUGCGGAGCUGACAGAUGGCAAUCAAACUCUCAAGCAGGCCAAUUUGCUUAAUUCUACCCUUUUACAGCGGCUCAAGUAGCAGUUGUGUCGAAUGUAUUUUGUUGAGCGAGUAUAUUUCAAUCGAUUAAUAUUGUGAAUUGGGAACGAAAAUAUGAAACACAGGAGAAU